Condylura cristata (star-nosed mole) is the source of this 4825-nucleotide messenger RNA. It is a transcript of the gene NUAK1, whose product is annotated as NUAK family, SNF1-like kinase, 1. The record is from RefSeq and is a predicted model, not a curated record. Gene Ontology annotation, molecular function: ATP binding; protein serine/threonine kinase activity; tau-protein kinase activity. The transcript has 7 exons. Gene Ontology annotation, cellular component: cytoplasm. Lineage: Eukaryota; Metazoa; Chordata; Mammalia; Eulipotyphla; Talpidae. Gene Ontology annotation, biological process: protein phosphorylation; microtubule cytoskeleton organization; intracellular signal transduction. The annotation marks the transcript as partial.
GGGGCGACCGCAGCCCCGGAGGCGGCGGCCCCGGAGCCCAGGAAGCCGCACGGGGUGAAGCGGCAUCACCACAAGCACAACUUGAAGCACCGCUACGAGCUGCAGGAGACGCUGGGCAAAGGCACCUACGGCAAAGUCAAGAGGGCCACCGAAAGGUUUUCGGGCCGAGUGGUUGCCAUAAAAUCCAUUCGUAAGGACAAAAUUAAGGACGAACAAGACAUGGUCCACAUCAGACGCGAGAUUGAGAUCAUGUCAUCCCUCAACCAUCCUCAUAUCAUCAGUAUUUACGAAGUGUUUGAGAACAAAGACAAGAUUGUGAUCAUCAUGGAGUACGCGAGCAAAGGGGAGCUGUACGACUACAUCAGCGAGCGGCGGCGGCUCACCGAGAGGGAGACCAGACACUUCUUCCGGCAGAUCGUGUCCGCGGUGCAUCACUGCCACAAGAAUGGUGUGGUCCACCGAGACUUGAAGCUGGAAAAUAUACUGCUGGACGACAACUGCAACAUUAAGAUUGCUGACUUUGGCCUUUCCAACCUGUAUCAGAAGGACAAGUUCUUGCAAACAUUUUGUGGGAGUCCACUCUAUGCUUCUCCGGAAAUUGUCAAUGGCAGGCCUUACCGAGGACCAGAGGUGGACAGCUGGGCCCUGGGCGUGUUGCUUUACACCCUCGUUUAUGGAACGAUGCCCUUCGAUGGCUUUGAUCACAAAAACCUCAUCCGGCAGAUCAGCAGUGGAGAGUACCAGGAGCCCACGCAGCCCUCAGACGCCCGAGGACUCAUUCGGUGGAUGCUGAUGGUGAACCCCGACCGCAGGGCCACCAUCGAGGACAUUGCCAACCACUGGUGGGUGAACUGGGGCUACAAGAGCAGCGUCUGCGACUGUGACGCCCUGCACAGCUCCGAGUCCCCGCUCCUGGCUCGCAUUAUCGACUGGCAUCACCGGUCCACUGGGCUUCAGGCUGAGGCGGAAGCGAAAAUGAAGGCCCUGGCCAAACCCGGCCCCGCCGAGGUCAUGCUGGAGCGGCAGCGCUCGCUGAAGAAGUCCAAGAAAGAGAAUGACUUUGCCCAGUCCGGCCAGGACUCGGUGCCGGAAAGCCCGUCCAAGCUGGCUUCCAAGAGGCCCAAAGGAAUUCUGAAGAAGCGGAGCAACAGCGAGCAUCGCUCGCACAGCACCGGCUUCAUCGAGGGCGUCGUCGGUUCCCCCCUGCCCUCUGCUUUCAAGAUGGAGCAGGACUUGUAUCGGACUGCCGGGCCCCUCCCCAGCUCCCCGGAGGCGGACGCCCCUGGCAAGCUCAGCCCCAAACAGUCAGCCACGAUGCCCAAGAAGGGCAUCUUGAAAAAGACCCAGCAGAGAGAGUCGGGCUACUACUCUUCCCCAGAGCGCAGCGAGUCUUCCGAGCUGUUGGACAGUAAUGAUGGCCUGGGGAGCAGCCUCCCUUCCCCCAGCCCCCCGGACCCGGCCAGGCCGACCGUCCACAGCCUCUCCUGCCGCCGGAAGGGCAUCUUGAAACACAGCAGCAAGUACUCCGCAGGGACCCUGGACCCGGCGCUCACCAGCCCCGACGGGCCCUCGCUGGCGUCGUUGCUGGAGCCCGGCGUCCCCGCGGAGGGCCUGAACCGGAGCUACAGCCGGCCUUCCAGCGUGGUCAGCGAUGACAGUGUCUUGUCCAGCGACUCCUUCGACUUGCUGGAUUUGCAGGAGAAUCGCCCCGCCCGCCAGCGCAUCCGCAGCUGCGUCUCUGCAGAAAACUUCCUCCAGAUCCAGGACUUUGAGGGACUCCAGAACCGGCCCCGGCCCCAGUACCUGAAGCGGUACCGGAACCGGCUGGGAGACAGCAGCUUCUCCCUCCUUACGGACAUGGAUGAUGUGACUCAGGUCUACAAGAAAGCCCUGGAGAUCUGCAGCAAGCUCAACUAGCUCCCGGGGCAGGGUGGGGUGAGGGUGGGUAGAGGGAGGAGUGGGAGCAAAGACUUCGCUAAUGAGCUGGUUACCUCUUUGUUGGUCAUGAAAAUAGACUGAUAAGGGAUGGGUGCUGUCUUGCUUGGCCCAGCUGGCCGUCUUGAGUCAGCACCUAAAAGGGAAAGUGGGCGCUCUGCCAGUCCUGCCAACUGCCAGUCAGAAUUUGGGUCCUAAUUGGCAUUUGUUGUAUGGCAUCACCACCAGCUGUCCAAGGGAGGAAUUGGCCAGCAUUUGGAGGCUUGAAGCAGAUGGGAGAGGGAGCACUGUCAGAUAGACAGGGCCAUCUGCUUUGAGCGAGCUUGAAGAGCUCUCCUGUGCUCACAGCAAGUUUGAACCAUUGGGUUGGCCAUGGGUUUCAGAUCUUGAGUUGGCGAUUGAUUGCUGAUGGCUGCUGGGGGUGCUGAUUUGAGCAUAGGGAAGGAGUGCUGUGAUUGAUUAGUAAUGGCUGCCAUGGAGGUGGGACGGGAGUGGCAGAAGCACUCACACCAGGUAGUUUCCACCCUUGCCCUGGAUAAAUCCUGGGUUGGGCUAAGGCAUCCCGUGCGCUCUGCAUUAACUCAUGCCGCUAGGGGGGCAUUUGUUCAUUUGAUACUAUCCUUUGAAUGGUCAGAGAUAAGACUGAUCAGGAACAUAGAGUCAGCCCAUGGUGAGUUUUGAAAGCAGCGCUUCUUGCUGUCUUCAGUGCAACCUCCUGAGAUUGGACAGGGAAAAAGACAGUGGUGUCAGAGGUCAAACCUAUGAUGAAUUGUGGGGCUUGUGACCCCUUGUCGUGUUUGCGCAGAUGAAUGGAAGUUGACCCACAGCAGCCAAUGGGGGCAACUUGUCAAUUUCUUUAAUGUCUCAAUAUUAACUGGAAUGCUGCCUCUUGGGUUCUUGCCUGCUUGAAUCUGGGAAUUGGAUGCGAUACUGUCUAUAAUCUACAAAGGAAUAACUGCCUCAGCCAUUUGCCCUGUUUACUAAUAGCAUAUGUUUUCCCUGUCCAUCGGGGUAGGUUCCUCAGAGGUAGGGGAGCUUGUUUCUAGGGAGUUAGUGAGUAGGUGAGAUAUGAGGAUGAGGAAAGGGAGGUCAGGCAGAAGGUGCUUUUCCAAAUAGGUGUUCUGAGUUGUGGUUUUGAAGGCCUACGGUUUUGGUGAAAAGAAGGUCCUAUCUAUUCGAACGAAGAAGGUGGGGAAAGAUCUGAGUGGGUUGGGAGGAAGCAUCCAGAAGAGAAAAUGUUUCCUGAGAAAUCAUCCAAAUGGUUUUGGUGGUGGCAGAAAAAUGGGGGUGACAGGCUCCUAGCUUAUAAAAUAAACUAGGCAUUUGCCUUCUGAGCACCCAGGUGACAGGACACAUGGACUCACUCCCACAUGGGACAGCUUCAGUUCAGAUACUGGAUUUGGGAUUAGUGGUCUUACCUUGGAAAUUUGGGGUGACUCACUUGGGCAAGUCAAAACCUUUGUUUCAACAUGGCUGACUUCUCACGACCACCCAGGUAUAUCAGGAGACUAGCCUUGGGGCUGUUUUUGGAAAAACUAACAGAUACUAUAUAGUUCACCUUAAGAAUUCACCUUAAGGCACCAAGAACACUGAGCAGAAACAGCUGUUCCCAGGGGAGAUGGCUACAGGCGCUGGCUUUGGUUUAUGUAGCCAGAGAGGGUUGAGCAAGGAAGCUUCUCCAUUUCCUUUCAUUCCAUCCCACCUCCUUCCUUCACUCCCAUGUAGGCUCAGAAGAGAAAAUUUUACGGAUGGCAAAUGGUGUGGGGUGUUUGGGUACACGGAAGUGAUUCUGAACCUCUAUUUCUUGUCUCAUUUUUUGUGACCUUUUCUGGAAUCUUCUCUGGACAGCUGGACAGCUGCACCGCUGGUCCUCACGCGUGGCUGCUGUCCUGUGUGGGCACUCUCAGGAGACCUUGGGAUCAUACCUACCUCCUGGUGGAUGUUUUUAUCCUUCUGCCAAGUGAUUCCAUCUGUUUACUAUUUCCAUUCUUCUAAUCCAAGGGUAAUAAUGUUAAGGAAAAUCAUUCUACUUCCUUCCCCCUCGCCCCAAACACACGUGUAUUCUCUUUUGUCCAUAACUCGUACAAUGGAUUUGGUCAUGAGAGUCUGCUAGGCAGAGGCUGAGAUCCUGAGUUGAGUCCCAUAGGAACCGUCAGUGUCGGGGGUUGGGGGGGGGACUGUUUUCCCUUUAGUGAAGACUGGAGGGUGGGUUAUUUCAUCUCCCAUACCCUAGUUCAGUAUUCUACAACACCCUCUGAUUCUAGAUUUUGUGUUGACUGUGUCCUUUCAAGGAAAAUCUUGGAAUGGAGGGAAAAGUUGUGAAAAGCAGCUCCCCUGCUUCCUGAUGAUGUCCUGUCCUCCCUACCAGCCAAUGUCCUGUCCUCCCUACCAGCCAGUCCCCAGCCGAGGAAGUCAGGCUUGAUUCAUUUCCACGGAAUUACAAGUGAGAGACACUUACAUGACCUGGUGGACCAAACAGGAGAUCCCAGAUCAGCUCUCCUGGUCCUUUCCUGUCUCUGUGGGUCUUUUGGUGUCUUAGUUUACACAGUUGCCAAAGGAGUAGAAUUAUACUACUUUUUACAGGUAAAUUUCAAGGCAUGAUCAGUUUUCAGGAAGUGCUUCAAGACCCCAGGCAAAAUGAAAAUGCCAAGUCCUCUGAAUAUCCAGUCUGUUACUAGGUGCUGCUGUUCAGAGGAUGGGAGCACUUUUCAGGGUGAUUCGGUGGACGUUACCCAGGCCUGCUGUCUUGAGUACAAAUGUGAAUGAUCGACUGACUGCUUAUUGCCAAACUGGAAAUGUUCUGUAGGGAUUUACUGGCAUGGUAUCAUUCCUAGAAGAAAAAAAAGAGAAAGAGAAACUUGACUGCACAUUUUUUUUUUUAAAUCCGUGU